This is a messenger RNA of Danaus chrysippus (African queen), 252 nucleotides long. NCBI's taxonomy places the organism in Eukaryota, Metazoa, Arthropoda, Insecta, Lepidoptera, Nymphalidae. The record is from the annotation of a GenBank genome assembly.
AUGUGUUUUUUUAAACAAAGAGCUCGGUGCAACGACCUGCCCUUAUUUGGUAGAGUCAACGCGAAGGCGACAUAUUAUGAUGAAGCUGCAAACGAAGGUGCAAAGAGUUCAGUAGCGACCUUGCUCCGAAGACCAGUUGGUGUCAAAUUGCAGCCACAUUCUGCCGCUCGCCUCCAUCGCGCGUGCGGUUCAAUUGAAAAGGAAUGCCCCCAACAUUCGAUAGCCCGACUACUUGAUACACUCUCCACAUAG